Marmota flaviventris (yellow-bellied marmot) is the source of this 1760-nucleotide messenger RNA. The record is from RefSeq and is a predicted model, not a curated record. Lineage: Eukaryota; Metazoa; Chordata; Mammalia; Rodentia; Sciuridae.
CAGGACCAUGAUGGCGGCUCUGGUCGGGUCGGAGUCGGCUGAGCCAGGCAGCCGAAACAGCCGUGGCAGAGGUCGGACCUCUCGAGGGCGCUUGGCCAAUCAGAUACCCCCUGAGAUCCUGAACAACCCCCAGCUGCAGACAGCCAUUAAAGUCCUGCCUUCCAACUAUAACUUUGAGAUCCCCAAGACCAUCUGGAGGAUUCAACAAGCCCAGGCCAAGAAGGUGGCCUUGCAAAUGCCUGAAGGCCUCCUCCUCUUCGCCUGCACCAUUGUGGAUAUCUUGGAAAGGUUCACAGAGGCCGAAGUGAUGGUGAUGGGUGAUGUCACCUAUGGAGCUUGCUGUGUGGAUGACUUUACUGCAAGAGCCCUGGGAGCUGACUUCUUGGUGCACUAUGGCCACAGCUGCCUUGUUCCCAUGGACACCUCUAUCCAAGACUUCCGGGUACUGUAUGUCUUUGUGGACAUCCGGAUAGACACUACCCACUUCCUGGACUCUAUCCGCCUCACCUUUCCCCAAGCCAGUGCCCUUGCCCUGGUCAGCACCAUUCAGUUUGUAUCAACUUUGCAGUCAGCUGCCCAGGAAUUGAAAGCUGAAUAUCGUAUGACUGUCCCACAGUGCAAACCCCUGUCCCCUGGGGAGAUUCUGGGCUGUACAUCCCCCCGACUGCCAAAGGAGGUGGAAGCCAUUGUGUAUCUUGGAGAUGGCCGCUUCCAUCUGGAGUCUGUCAUGAUUGCCAACCCCAAUGUCCCUGCUUACCGGUAUGACCCAUACAGCAAAGUCCUAUCCAGAGAGCACUACGACCACCAGUGCAUGCAGACCACUCGGCAGGAAGCCAUAGCCACUGCCCGCUCCGCCAAAUCUUGGGGCCUUAUUCUGGGCACUUUGGGCCGCCAAGGCAGUCCUAAGAUCUUGGAGUACUUGGAAUCUCAACUCCAAGCCUUGGGACUUCCUUUUGUGAGGCUGCUGCUGUCUGAGAUAUUCCCCAGCAAGCUCAACCUACUUCCUGAGGUAGAUGUGUGGGUGCAGGUGGCGUGUCCACGCCUCUCCAUUGACUGGGGUACAGCCUUCUCUAAACCACUGCUUACACCCUAUGAGGCAGCCGUGGCCCUCAGGAACAUUUCCUGGCAGCAGCCCUACCCCAUGGACUUCUACGCUGGCAACUCCUUGGGGCUUUGGACAGUGAAUCACCAGCCAGACCUAAACUCCCAAGGCCCCAGCCGCUCAGCUUCGGGGAAGGUGCAGGAGGUGUCCACGCUCCCCUCUCCAGCCUCAGAUUGCGAGGGGUGCAGCUGCAGAGACGGGGUGGCGUCCCUGGCUCCUUGAGACGCCCCUGGUUCCCAGGUUCCUGCCCUCCUGAGGAGCAGCCUCGAGGCUGGUGGUUUUCCGAAGAGGAGGCAAACGUUUUCUCCGCACUGGAAGAGCCCACGGUGUGCAGAGGUCUGGAGGAAUCUCUGGAAACGGUGGCACAGGCACUGAGCAAGCUGGGGCCUUUUGACGGACUUCUUGGGUUCAGCCAGGGGGCUGCACUAGCAGCCCUUGUGUGUGCCCUGGGCCAAGCAGGAGACCUGCGCUUCCCUUUGCCCCGAUUUAUCAUCCUUGUAUCUGGUUUCUGUCCCAGGGGCCAUGGCCUCAAGGAACCCAUCCUGCAGAGGAGUUUGUCAAUGCCUUCACUUCAUGUUUUCGGGGACACUGAUCGUGUCAUCCCCUCUCAGGAGAGUGUACAGCUGGCUAACCAGUUCCCUGGAGCCAUCACCCUCAC